GAUGCGCGCCACUUCCGGUCGGGCUCCUAACAACGGGGGAGGCUGGUAACCAAGGUGGGGGGGAUGGCGGAGCGGGCGCUGGAGCCCGAGGCGGAGGCUGAGGCGGGCGCGGGCGCGGGCGGGGAGGCAGCAGCCGAGGAGGGCGCAGCGGGCCGAAAGGCGCGGGGCCGGCCGCGACUCACGGAGUCGGACCGGGCCCGGCGACGGCUCGAGUCCCGGAAGAAGUACGACGUGCGGCGCGUGUACCUGGGCGAGGCGCACGGGCCCUGGGUGGACCUGCGGCGCCGCAGCGGCUGGAGCGACGCCAAGCUCGCCGCCUACCUCAUCUCUCUGGAGCGCGGCCAGCGGAGCGGCCGCCACGGGAAGCCUUGGGAGCAGGUCCCCAAAAAGCCAAAGCGGAAGAAAAGGCGGCGACGCAACGUGAACUGCCUGAAGAACGUGGUGAUCUGGUACGAGGACCACAAGCACCGCUGCCCGUACGAGCCGCACCUGGCGGAGCUAGACCCUACUUUCGGCCUGUACACCACGGCCGUGUGGCAGUGCGAAGCUGGCCACCGCUACUUCCAGGACCUGCAUUCGCCCCUGAAGCCCCUCAGCGACUCAGACCCUGACAGUGACAAAGUGGGCAAUGGGCUGGUGGCUGGCAGCUCUGACUCAUCCAGCUCUGGCUCUGCCUCUGACUCUGAGGAGUCCCCUGAGGGCCAGCCGGUCAAGGCUGUGGCAGCGGCAGCGGCAGCGACGCCCACCAGCCCGGUGGGCAGCAGCGGGCUCAUCACUCAGGAGGGCGUGCACAUUCCCUUUGACGUCCACCACGUGGAAAGCCUGGCCGAGCAGGGUACCCCGCUGUGCUCCAACCCGGCAGGCAGUGGGCCUGAAGCCCUGGAGACAGUGGUGUGCGUGCCGGUGCCUGUGCAAGUGGGUGCGGGCCCCAGCGCCCUCUUUGAGAACGUGCCCCAGGAGGCCCUGGGUGAGGUGGUGGCCAGCUGCCCCAUGCCAGGCAUGGUGCCCGGCUCACAGGUGAUCAUCAUUGCGGGCCCUGGCUACGACGCUCUCACGGCCGAGGGCAUUCACCUCAACAUGGCAGCGGGCAGCGGUGCCCCCGGCAGUGGACUGGGCGAGGAGGUGCCCUGUGCCAUGAUGGAGGGUGUGGCAGCCUACACCCAGACAGAGCCCGAGGGUAGCCAGCCUAGCACCACGGACGCCACCGCAGUAGCGGGCAUCGAGACCAAGAAAGAGAAGGAGGACCUGUGCUUGCUAAAGAAGGAGGAGAAGGAGGAGCCAGUAGCCCCGGAGCUGGCAACGUCGGUGCCUGAGAGCGCAGAGCCCGAGGCAGAGGCGGACGGGGAGGAGCUGGACGGCAGCGACAUGUCAGCCAUCAUCUAUGAAAUCCCCAAGGAGCCUGAGAAGAGGCGGCGGAGCAAGCGGUCGCGGGUGAUGGAUGCUGACGGCCUGCUCGAGAUGUUCCACUGCCCAUACGAGGGCUGCAGCCAAGUCUACGUGGCCCUCAGCAGCUUCCAGAACCACGUCAAUCUUGUGCAUCGGAAAGGAAAGACCAAAGUGUGCCCUCAUCCUGGCUGUGGCAAGAAGUUCUAUUUAUCCAACCACCUGCGGCGGCACAUGAUCAUCCAUUCAGCAUCAGAGUCUGCAGCACAUCAGAGACACCCCAUAGCCCACCGUCCUCAGCCUCGGUCCCCACCGCCCCCAGGUGUCCGUGAAUUCACCUGCGAGACCUGCGGCAAGUCCUUCAAGAGGAAGAACCACCUGGAGGUGCGAGAUCUGUGGCUACCAGUGCCGGCAGCGCGCGUCGCUCAACUGGCACAUGAAGAAGCACACUGCGGAGGUGCAGUACAACUUCACGUGCGAUCGCUGCGGGAAGCGCUUCGAGAAGCUGGACAGCGUCAAGUUCCACACGCUCAAAAGCCACCCGGAUCACAAGCCCACCUGACCCACCUGACCACUGACCGCCCCUAUUUAUUCGUCCGCUCGGACACCACGCCCGGGCUUGCCGGGGCCUGGACAGCUGCGAGGGCCGCCCGACCGCGGGCCGGAAGGAGGCGCCCCCGCCCCGCCCCAGAGCUGGGCCCCCUGGGCAGGUUCCCCACCCCGCCCCACCGCAUCCUUCUCGGAGCUGGUGCCUGGGGCUGCAUUGCUGGAACUGUGUCAAGAGAGCAGAGUGAGAUUAAAGAGCGAGAAAGGAGAUGCCCUUCCCCUAGGCCUGAAUGAUUUGGGGUGCCAGGUCCCUCUCUGUCUCCAGCCUACUUGAUCCCUUCCUAAGCGAGGCGGGGAACGA
Pan troglodytes (chimpanzee) is the source of this 2290-nucleotide messenger RNA. It is a transcript of the gene ZNF653, whose product is annotated as zinc finger protein 653. NCBI's taxonomy places the organism in Eukaryota, Metazoa, Chordata, Mammalia, Primates, Hominidae. Gene Ontology annotation, molecular function: transcription coregulator activity. Bases 64 to 2223 code for a protein of 719 amino acids. The transcript is spliced from 9 exons. The record is from RefSeq and is a predicted model, not a curated record. Gene Ontology annotation, cellular component: nucleus. Gene Ontology annotation, biological process: regulation of transcription by RNA polymerase II.